AGGAGAAGCGGAAGUAGCUGAGGGCGAAGCAUCUCGCUCCGCUACGCCCCUCUCUGUUCUCUCAUCAGCAGCACGAGCCCCGCCUCGCGACGCGAACCGCUGGCCGUUUCACCUUCAACGUAACCCACAUCUGUCUGUCAGCCCGCCGCGCCGCCGCCACCGCGGCAUGUUCAUUUCCACGCCGGCUCAGCGGACUACGCGGAUUUUAACCCGAGCAGCGACAUGUCGGAGGUGCGAAAAUUCACAAAGAGACUGAGCAAACCCGGGACGGCCGCGGAAGUCCGGCAGAGCGUGUCGGAGGCUGUGAGGAGCACCGCGGACCCCGUGGAGCAGCGAACCAUCAUUGAGCCGUUGGACUAUGAGGCCGUGGUGUUUCAGAGAAAAGCCCAGAUCCACAGUGACCCUCACCGAGACCUGCUGCUCUGCGCUGUCGACGAUGUCUCAGAGUCCCAGAUCUCCCGACAGAGGAGGACUGUUGUUCCCUCGGUGCCACAGAAUGCUGAGCGGGAGGCCAGGAGUCUGUUUGCUAAAGAGUGCAUCAAGACGUACAACACCGACUGGCAUGUAAUCAACUACAAAUACGAGACUUACUCUGGAGACUUCCGCAUGUUGCCGAGCAAAGGCAUGAAGACGGACAAGCUGCCAGCUCAUGUGUUUGAGAUUGAUGAAGACGCCAGAGACGAGGACUCGGCAUCGCUGUGUUCUCAGAGGGGAGGCAUCAUGAAGCAGGGCUGGCUCCAAAAAGCCAACAUUAACAGCAGCCUGUCUGUCUCCAUGAGGGUGUUCAAACGGAGGUACUUCUACUUGUCUCAGCUUCCUGACGGCUCCUACAUCCUGAAUUCGUACAAGGAUGAGAAGAACUGCAAGGAAACCAAAGGAUCCAUCUACCUGGACUCCUGCAUAGAUGUCAUCCAGAGUCCUAAAAUGCGGCGUAAUGGUUUUGAGCUGAAGAUGCAAGACCGCUACAGCCACUUUCUGGCUGCAGACAGCGAGGCAGAGAUGGAGGAGUGGGUGGUCACAUUGAAACAGGCUCUGCAGAGCAGCACUGAUGCUGGCCAGGACCGGAGGAAUGGUGCAGAGUCCAUGGACUGUGUCCUGGAUGACGACACUACGAGCCAAGGUAAAGGUGAGGGCCUGCUGGAGAGCCUGGGGCGGAGCUUACACCCUGAACUCAUGAAGUACGCAAGAGAGACAGACCAGCUCAAUAGGAUCAGCAGGAAUGAAGGCAGACAAAAGCUUUUCUCCCUGGACCCUGAGACACAGAGGCUGGACUUUUCAGGCAUUGAGCCAGAUGUGAAGCCGUUCGAGGAGCGUUUUGGUCGACGCAUAGUGGUCAGUUGCCACGACCUGACCUUCAGUCUUCAGGGCUGCAUUAACGAGAAGAGUGACGGCGUCCUCACCAAUGUGGAACCGUUCUUCCUUAGCCUGGCCCUCUUCGACAUCUCCAAAAGCUGUAAGAUCUCAGCUGACUUCCACGUUGACCUCAACCCCCCCUGCGUCAGGGAGAUGCUGACGGACACUUCGGGCCAACUCUCUCCGUCGUCUGACUCGGACAGCGGAGCAGGAGUGGCAAGAGAGAGAGGAGGCGUAGGUGGAGCCCUGGUGAACGGGGAAUCUGGCAAAGGGAACGGCCUGCCCAUCCUCCAGAGGGUCUCUGAAGCUCUGCUGCGUUUCCCCACGCAGGGUGUCUUCUCAGUAACCAACCCUCACGCUGACAUCUUCCUGGUGGUGCGCGUGGAGAAGGUGUUACAGAACGGCAUCACCCACUGUGCUGAGCCAUACAUCAAAUCAUCGGACAUCAACAAGACGGCUCAGAAGGUGCUGAAAGCUGCCAAGCAGUCGUGUCAGCGCCUGGGCCAGUACAGGAUGCCGUUUGCCUGGGCCGCCAAGCAGGUGUUCAAAGACGCUCAGGGCAGCCUGGACAUGGACGGGAAGUUUUCCCCUCUGUACCGUCAAGACAGCGGUAAAAUCUCCACGGAUGACAUCAUCAAGUUGCUGGCUGACAUCAGGAAACCUGAGAAAAGCAAGCUUCAGAUCAUUCCUGGACAGCUGAACGUCACCAUUGAAUGUGUCCCACCUGACUUCUCAAACACAGUCACGUCCUCGUACAUUCCCGUCAAGCCUUUUGAGGACGACUGUGAGCAGGUGUCCGUGGAGAUCGAGGAGUUCCUCCCAGACGAGGCCAAGUACAACUGCCCCUUCACCACCUACAAGAACCAGCUCUACGUCUACCCCCUGCAGCUCAAGUACGACAACCAGAAGACCUUCACUAAGGCAAGAAACAUUGCAGUGUGCACACAGUUCAAAGACUCAGAUGAAGAAGGUGCAGCUGCUCUAAAGUGUAUCUAUGGCAAGCCGGGAGACUCACUUUUCACCAGCAGCACCUAUGCAGCCGUCCUACACCACAACCAGAGCCCUGAGCUCUACGAUGAGGUAAAAAUUGAGCUCCCGGUCCAUGUGCAUGAGAAACAUCACAUCCUCUUCACCUUUUACCACAUCAGCUGUGAGUCCAGUAGCAAAGCCAGCACCAAGAAGAGGGAGGGCGUGGAGUCAUUAGUGGGUUACUCCUGGAUGCCUUUGUUAAAAGAGGGUCGGAUGCAGUCGGUAGAAGUCCAGCUUCCUGUAGCGGCCACCCUUCCUGCAGGAUACCUGUGUCAGGACACAAGCAAGUCCCAACCAGAUAUCAAGUGGGUGGAAAAUGCCAAGACGUUGUUCAAAGUGAGGACCCACGUGGCUUCAACCAUAUAUGCUCAGGACCUGCAUCUACACAAGUUCUUCCAACACUGCCAGCUGAUGAGAACAACGUCAGAGGGCAACCAAGCAGAACUUAUAAAAUACCUGAAGUGCCUACAUGCCAUGGAGACGCAUGUCAUCAUCAACUUCCUACCAAUCGUGCUGAUGCAGCUUUUUGAGGUGCUCACAGCGGCCACCAAAGAAUCCCAUGAGAUUGCUGUCAACUCACUGCGUGUGAUUAUACAUAUAGUCUCCAGAUGUCACGAGGAAGGACUUGAGCACUACCUGCGCUCGUUCGUUAAGUAUGUUUUUGUGACCAUUAAUCCUGCGACGGCGAACUCAGCGACCACUCACGAAGUGCUGGCCACCACUGUCACAGCCAUCCUCAAGCAGACCGCUGACUUUAACACCAGCAAUAAACUGCUCAAGUAUUCCUGGUUCUUUUUUGAAACCAUGGCCAAAUCCAUGGCCCAGCAUCUACAAGAAGGCAACCGCUAUAAGAUGCCACGGCCACAGCGCUUCCCCGACAGUUUCCACCAAGCACUCCAGUCUUUGGUAUUGUCCAUUAUGCCGCACAUCACCAUCCGCCACAUGGAAAUCCCAGAGGAGGCUCGCUGCAUAAACCUGAGUCUGGCCAAUUUCAUCAAGAGGUGCCUGACGUUCAUGAACAGGGGAUUUGCCUUUGGUCUGGUCAACCACUACAUGUGUCAUUUCACCCUCAAAGAUCCCAAGGUGUUGACUGAAAUGAAGUUUGAAUUUCUGAUGGGGGUGUGUAACCACGAGCACUUCAUCCCUCUUAACCUGCCCAUGGCCUUUGGACGCACCAAGCUGCAGAGGGUGCAAGAUUUUAUUCCAUAUGCGACGGAGCUUUUUGGCCCUGUAGAGCAGAGUCUGGAGUUCAGCCUGACGGAGGAUUACUGCCGUAACCACUUCCUGGUAGGGCUGCUGCUGAGGGAAGUGGCCGAGACCUUGCACCAGGGGCCCGAGGUCAGGCAGCUGGCUGUGAGCGUGCUCAAAAACCUUCUUAUUAAACACGCCUUGGAUGACCGCUACACAGCGUUCAAGAAUCAGCAGGCCAGGAUCUGUUUGCUCUACCUACCUCUGCUUGAGCUGCUCUACCAGAACCUGAAGCAGUUGUCUGCCAAACCACACACCUCCAGCCCCAGCCUCGGCCUUAACGGCUCCAGAGACGACCUGAUAUCAAACAGUUCCUCAGACAGCAGGAGAAUCAGCACCGCACUCGAUAGAGACCACAGUUUGCCGGCUCAAAAUGGGCAUGUUGUGAGGAGAGAGGACUCCAGAGGCUCCCUGUUUAUGGACCCAGGAACACCAGACAGCCUAGAGCUGCAGAGACGUUGCUCUACUAUGAGCAGCAGCCCCCUGCCCUCCGCCAGCAGACUGGGCCAGUAUGAGAUCAGAGGCCUUCUGCUGUCCUUCCUUCACAUUGUCAAGACCUUAUCAGAGGACACUCUGAUGGCCUACUGGAGCAAAGUCAGCCCUCAAGACAUCAUGAAUUUCCUCACUUUGCUAGAGAUUUGCCUGUCUCAGUUUCGGUACAUUGGAAAGAGGAGCAUUAGCCGGAAUCCAGAGGUUUGCAUGUCGAAGCUGUUUUCCUCGGACAGGAAGUCGCAGACGAUGCCGGCCAUUCGCUGCAACCGAGCUAGUCUCAUGCAAACAAAGCUCCAUCAGUUCAGCACCAUGGAAACCUCCUUCACUCUCAACAUAGGAACAGGACCCUCUGAAGCAGAAAUCAACCAUCAGGCUCUUCUGGAAGGAAAUAUCUCCACAGAAGUUUGCCUCAGUGUCCUGGACGUCCUCUCUCUCUUCACUCAGUGUUUUAAGAAUCAGCUGCUGGACAGCGAAGGUCACAACGCUCUGAUGAAGAAGGUGUUUGACGUUUACCUGGCUUUCCUCAAAGUUGGCCAAUCAGAAGCUGCCCUCAAACACGUGUUCUCGAGCCUUCGAGCCUUUAUUAACAAGUUCCCGUCAGUGCUGUUCAAGGGCCGGGUGACGCUUUGCGAGGCUCUGUGCUGCGAGGUGCUUAAGUGCUGCGUCUCCAAGCUGGCGUCGGUGAGGGCCGAGGCGUCUGCCCUGCUCUACCUGCUGAUGAGGAACAACUACGAGUACACCAAGAGGAAGACUUUCCUACGCACACACCUGCAGAUCAUCAUUGCCGUAAGCCAGCUGAUCUCUGACGUGGCACUGACCGGCAGUUCGCGCUUCCAGGAGUCGCUCUCUAUCAUUAACAACUUCGCAAAUAGUGACAAGGCGAUGAAGUCCACAACAUUCCCCAACGAAGUAAAGGGUCUGACAAAGCGUAUCCGCACAGUGCUGAUGGCCACGGCCCAGAUGAGGGAGCACGAGAAAGACCCCGAGAUGCUUCUGGACCUGCAGUACAGCUUGGCCCGGUCCUACGCCAGCACUCCUGAGCUGAGACGGACCUGGCUGGACAGCAUGGCCCGAGCACACUUGAAGAACGGAGACCUCUCUGAGGCAGCCAUGUGUUACGUGCAUGUGGCUGCAUUGGUGGCAGAGUACCUGCACAGGAAAAAGUUGUUUCCCAGUGGCCUUGCAGCUUUUAAGAAGAUCACUUUAAAUAUUGACGAGGAAGCAGCAAUGAAGGAAGACACAGGAAUGCAAGACGUCUAUUACACUGAGGAAGUGCUGGUGGAGCACCUUGAGGUCUGUGUGGAGGCUCUGUGGAAGGCCGAGCGCUACGAGCUUAUCACGCACAUCGCCAAGCUUGUCAUCCCCAUCUAUGAGAAGCGCCACGAGUACGAGAAACUGAGCCGACUGUACGACACCCUGCACAGAGCCUACAAUAAGAUCAUGGAGGUGAUACACUCAGGGCGCAGACUCCUUGGGACAUACUUCAGAGUUGCUUUUUAUGGGCAGGGCUUUUUUGAGGAGGAGGAUGGGAAGGAGUAUAUUUACAAAGAGCCCAAACUCACCGGCUUGUCUGAAAUCUCUCAACGGCUUCUGAGCCUCUACGGGGAAAAGUUUGGCUCCGAAAACGUGAAGAUAAUCCAGGACUCAAACAAGGUAAACCCCAAAGACCUGGACCCAAAGUUUGCCUAUGUGCAGGUGACCUUCGUCAAGCCCUACUUCGAUGAGAAGGAGGCGCCAGAGAAGAAGACCGACUUCGAGAAGUGCCACAACAUUAACCGCUUUGUGUUUGAGACUCCGUACACACUGUCGGGCAAAAAGCACGGCGGCGUGGAGGAGCAGUGCAAGAGGAGGACGGUGCUCACGACCACCAACACCUUCCCGUAUGUGAAGAAGCGAGUGGAGGUGAUGGGGGAGAAGCAAGUGGAGCUGAAGCCAGUGGACGUGGCCAUAGACGAGAUGAAGGCGCGGACGGCGGAGCUGAGCAGGCUCUGCGCCAGCCAGGAGGUGGACAUGAUCCAGCUGCAGCUCAAGCUGCAGGGCUGCGUCUCCGUGCAGGUGAAUGCGGGUCCCAUGGCCUAUGCCAGAGCAUUCUUGGAUGACAGCAAAUCCAACCAGUCUGGAAACAAGAAAGUAAAGGACCUGAAGGAUAUCUUUAGACGCUUUGUGGAGGCGUGCAGCGUGGCCUUGGACAUAAAUGAGCGCAUUAUCAAAGAAGACCAGUUUGAGUAUCAUGAGGGCCUGAAGGCCAACUUCAAAGAAAUGGUGAAGGAGCUGUCAGACAUCAUUCACGAGCAGCUUUAAGGACACUCAGAUCUACCAGGAGGAAAUGAUGCGUUCGCUGCUGCAGAACUCCCUCCAUGUGUUUAGUGCCAUCAGUGGGACGUCCACUGACUUGGCCUGACGCCCAUCUCACCACCACCACCACCACACAGCCUCAUGUAACCCCCACUCCUCUGAUAAGGACCUAAACAACAAGAUGUCAAACCGAUUUCUGCCAUACUACGCUUGACACCAUGUCAAGCUGGAAAAACUCCAGAUCGCAGCAGCUACCUGUUAAUGCAGCAUGUCCAGAUUAGCUUUCAUGCUAUCAGGUUAGGUUGCACUGCACUUUUUGCUAAUAUGAAUUUCCUACAGUACUUUCUGCCAAGAAUGCAGCCUGUUGCAUCUAUGCAGGACCCAACGGUCCCAGGGUCCGGACGUGACAUCGUAACAUCUAAUCAUUGUGUACCGUGUAAUAACCCAACUCAGCUAAUUAUCUUGUACCAGGUACAUAAGCAAAGAUCAGGACGUGGGUUAUAAUACGGGCCGCAGCACAUUCCACACAGCAUGACACGCUGUGAUGAACAGAUAAACACAGAAAAGGUGCGUGUGGGGCUGACUUACUUCUCUGUUUGUUUAAUGCCAAACAAUACAACCACUCAGUGUGUUACAAAGUUAAAAAAAGGCCCGGCUCUGGAUAACUGCACCUUUUACUCACCGUGGUCCCUGGUCCCUCUGUGUGAAUGCCUCUGACAUCCUGCCACAGUUAAGGAGCCACCUGGCUGCUCGUGGUCUCAUUAGAAUAAAGAUAAAAAUUAUUGAUCCCACAGUGGAGAAAUUCAAUUGCUGUUCAACUCGCUUCUUAAGAAGUUGAUCACAGAUCGUUGCCAUUCCCACCUACAGCCACCGUGCAUGAUGUGAGGUCUGCGUAUUUUAAAAGUAGCUCUGUUACAUUAUAUUUGUAAAGGUUUAUUGGUUCUAAUGAGCUCUGCAUUGCAGAAGUAAUGAAUAAUGUGAAACAGGGGAGGAAAUACUGAGAUUAAAAAUCUGUCAGAGCUUUGAAACAAUCACAGUAUUGUACGCGUGCAGGCUCCCUUUAAUUAAACAGUGUUUGAGAAGACAGUGACGUGAGUAGUCAGAAUGAGGAGGUCCUCUCACCUGGGUUUAGAUCCAGUGCCUUUGUAACACGUCUUCUCAAAAGACUCAAAAGAACCGUCACAUGCUGGUUAUUCACAGUAUUUCACAAGUGCUACACUGAAAUGAGCUGAUGAAUGAGUAAUAUAAUAUAGCGGAUGUACAGAUUUUUGUUUCCGAUGCUGUAAAUUCUAUCCACGUAUGUUUGUAUGUAUUUAUAUUUGUAACAUUUUGGAAUCAGUCCACAUCUGUCUGAGCAGAGAUUUUUUUCUCUUUUGUUCGCAUUUUGUUGCAUUGUUUACUAAAGGUGCUGCUGCUGCUGCUGCUGCUUGUUGAUUUUACUCUGUAAAGCCUUUUUCCAAUAAAACCUGGAAAUCAUCAA
This is a messenger RNA of Betta splendens (Siamese fighting fish), 7897 nucleotides long. It is a transcript of the gene dock11, whose product is annotated as dedicator of cytokinesis 11. NCBI's taxonomy places the organism in Eukaryota, Metazoa, Chordata, Actinopteri, Anabantiformes, Osphronemidae. Gene Ontology annotation, biological process: small GTPase-mediated signal transduction; positive regulation of filopodium assembly; positive regulation of GTPase activity. Gene Ontology annotation, molecular function: guanyl-nucleotide exchange factor activity. The record is from RefSeq and is a predicted model, not a curated record. The coding region runs from base 223 to 6423 and encodes 2066 amino acids. The transcript is spliced from 55 exons.